AUGGAACUUUCUUUUGGAGAAUUCGACUUAAAACUGGGCAUGGACUGGUUGGUUAAGCAUCAGGUGAAUUUGGACUGUGCUACUAAAUAUGUGGUAUUGAAAACUGUGGAGGGGGAUGAGGUGGUACUAAUAAGGGAGCGUCGGGAUUAUCUGUCAAAUGUGAUUUCUGCUCUGAGGGCCGAGAAGUUGGUUCAUAAGGGUUGUGAGGCAUAUGUAGCCUACAGCAAUGGUGUCGAUUCUGAGGCUCCGUCUGUUAAAGAUAUCAGAACAGUCAAGGAUUUUCUGGAUGUUUUCCCCAAUGAACUACCUGGACUACCUCCAAACCGUGAAGUUGAAUUUGGGAUUGAGCUCCUACCGGGUACAGCUCCGGUGUCCAUCGCUCCCUAUAGAAUGGCACCGAAGGAGCUAGUAGAGCUUAAGGCUCAGAUUCAAAAGCUACUGGAUCGUGGGUUCAUCUGCCCUAGGAUUAGAGUUGAUCCUCGAAAAAUUGAAGAUGUUCUAGAUUUGAAGCCACCUAAGACAGUAUCUGAGAUUCGAAGUUUUCUGGGUCUGGCAGGGUAUUAUAGACAUUUUGUUGUGGGGUUUUCGUUGAUUGCUGCACCUCUGACUAAACUUUUGCGUAAAGGGAGGCAUUACUUGUAUGGUAAGAAGUGUAUCAUUUACACUGAUCAAAAGAGCCUUAAGUACCUCUUCACUCAGAAGGAGCUGAAUCUUAGGCAUCGUAGAUGGAUUGAGCUACUUAAGGACUAUGAGUGUACUAUUGAAUAUUACCCUGGUAAGGCUAAUGUGGUAACUGACGCUCUGAGCCGUAGAGCUAUGACUAACCUGAGAGCAAUGUUUGCUCGCCUCAAUUUAUUUGAUGAUGGUAGUUUGUUGGCUGAACUUCAAGUUAAACCGACGUGGUGGAAGAUAGUGACUAUGGACUUCGUUUGUGGGUUACCCCUUACACCUACUAAGAAGGAUUCUGUAUGGGUUAUCAUGGAUCGAUUGACCAAGUCCGCCCACUUCAUACCGGUUCGUACUAACUACUCUCUGCAGAAGCUGGCUAAACUGUAUGUGUCUGAGAUAGUGAGACUGCAUGGGGUACCGGUUUCCAUAAUACCAGAUAGAGAUCAUCGCUUCACGUCUUGGUUCUAG
Messenger RNA from Gossypium raimondii (Peruvian cotton), 1137 nucleotides. RefSeq lists its product as uncharacterized. Lineage: Eukaryota; Viridiplantae; Streptophyta; Magnoliopsida; Malvales; Malvaceae. The transcript is spliced from 4 exons. The coding region runs from base 1 to 1137 and encodes 378 amino acids. Gene Ontology annotation, molecular function: nucleic acid binding. The record is from RefSeq and is a predicted model, not a curated record.